Molecule: messenger RNA, 1211 nt
Organism: Chaetomium fimeti
Lineage: Eukaryota; Fungi; Ascomycota; Sordariomycetes; Sordariales; Chaetomiaceae
Exons: 3
Coding region: 84-1118 (344 amino acids)
Source: RefSeq, a predicted model, not a curated record
UUUGGUAGGCAACUCCAUCUUCACCGCGUCAUCGAUUGACCCCCCUCGAGCUGCGCACGCGUCGCGCGACCGUAGGGCACUCGAUGGAAUCACCACCAACUCCUCCCGCGUUACAUACCACAUCACCCUCCGAUUCAGACUUGCAGCCGCUAUCACUGCACCAAAUACUCUGCCUUCAUCCGCGAGAACGGCUUUUGGUGCACCCGGUCCAAUGGACAAGUCGCCACCUCGAGUUGCUGAACUGCUCGUUUGAGCUGCCCUCUCCCGCUGUCCUUAAGAGGGCGCGUCUCUGCCCCCCAUUCAACGAACGAAAGGCUGGGGGCCGAGCGCGGCGCUUCGCAACGACAUUCGGUCUUGGAGGUCGAAGACAUGCGAUAGAAACGCUUCUUGAGGACGAGAGUGGCCCGUUGACUGCAAUCAGGGGUGGAUUCAACUUCUUUUACCGCCGGCGCUCCAUCGGUAAAUUGCCGUGUGUUGGCUUCUCCCUCCCACCCGAAUCGAGUGAUACGUAUGGGCUACCUAUCGCCGCGUGGACCGAGUUUCGACUCAUUGAGGACCGCCGCGCCCAGAGGUCCGAGAACGCCGUGUGGCAAGAGAACCCUCUUGUCAGCCGCUUAGAGUGGCUCCGGUGGAAAGCUGUGACCCCGAAAGAGCCAUUGCAUGACCCCUGUAUCCUCGCGCUGCUGGUCGCUGUGGCGCAGGGGCAACAGAUCGUCGCCGAACAAAAUGAAGGGCAGACGAACCGGCCUACAUAUCGGGCCCACGUUAUUUGGACGGAUGUCAGAGACGAGGAACAUGCGCAUGUUUUCACUGCCGAUAUCCCCUCCGCCUUGCUCGACAUGUUCGACUACCCCUCCUUCGUGCCCCCGGCACCAGUAUCCGUCUCGAUCCGACGUAGGACCGUGCCACUAAAACCGUAUAAGAAGCUUUAUUCCCGGUUGCUUUCCGUCAUACUUCCAGCCUCAUACAUCAGUACCCGUACGGAGCCGAAGGCGAAUGCAGACGGUAAUGACGGGCCCCGGACAAUACCCCCAGAACAACCGCAGGAGAACAUGGACCAGGCGAUGCAGGAAGGACAGGGUGUGGUGUUGACGCAGCAACCCCAAGACCAAGGAUGACCGUUAUGAUCUCGUUUUGAUCUUGAGUCGGGCUGUCAUCAGCUUGUCUAUCUAGGUAGGCGACACGGGAGGUCUACUAAGAAAGAUGACUAG